Molecule: messenger RNA, 2254 nt
Organism: Paramuricea clavata
Lineage: Eukaryota; Metazoa; Cnidaria; Anthozoa; Malacalcyonacea; Plexauridae
Source: the annotation of a GenBank genome assembly
AUGAGCACUUAUCUUUUACUCUUGGAAGCCGUGAGGAGCGAAGAUUUGGGGUAAGUUCAGUUAUAUUUCGUAUUUCGAAUCUCAAGUACUCUCAGACAGAAAUUCGGUUGGUAGAUGCAGCUACCAGAAAAAUACAAGGAGAAAUUCGACGUUCCGACCGAAGGCCCUUUGGCUUCAUCGGGAAGUAAGAAAGUAUUUUUCAGGAAGUUGCAUUUACCAACCGAAAAUAUAUUGCCACCGUUCAUAAUACUCUCAGACAGUGUGCAUGAUUUUAAUAAAUUAAGAUAGAUGCAGAUUUUGACUACAGUUACCAAUAACCAUUAACCAAUUAGAUGCAUUUAAUCGAUUUAAUCUACCAAUUAACUGCAAAUUGCAUAUUUUAAUAAUACACUAUAAGCCUGUGAGAGAUACCAGUAAUAUAAUGCUGGGCCAUUCCAUUUAAUGUAUACACCCCCCUAUGGAUGAGAAUUUCCGAGGGGGUUUGAAAAAGCAGUUUCUGAGGGGUUGUGUGCAUCAGCAUCCUUUGAUCUUUGCAUUUUUUUCUGAGGGGUAAGGCAAAAAUUUCUUAAUUUCUGGGGGGUGUUUGUGUUGGCACUUUGAUCUUAGGGGUUCAAAUUUUAUUGAACUCGUCCAUGGGGUACAUUAGAUGGAAUGGCCCAAUGGUAGUGGACACCAAAUCUGAACCCCAUUAUUUUGAAUAUUGCCAACAAAUGGCAGUGGUAAAUUUUUGGGCACCAGAUCCUGACAUGUAAGCAUUAUUUGUUGGGCACUGUAUUUGGGUCUGGUUUUAUAGUACAGUGUGCCAUAAGCACACCGAACCAAUUUUAUUUACUAGCUAAUUAUACUGUAUGCUAUGACUAUACAAUGUAAUAAAAUCAAAUUGGUUUGCUGUCUGAAUUUGGUGACUUUUAACCAUACAGUCCAAUCAUUGAAGGAAUGCUGAACACUAAUAGUAUGAUUAAACACACCCUUGAUUAAAACUGUUGCGAGGCAUGCAUUGAACCAAAUAAUCAUGAUGAGCAUGAUAGGUUACCAAUUAUAGUAUCAGGCGGAUACUGUAGUACACUAUUGAUUACUGGAUAAUCAAUACCACCCGAUACCAGGCUACAAUGGGAAUUAGUAAAGAUGAUAUGUUUUCAAUUCACUUGUGAAAUUUAUAAAGUUUUUAAAAUUAUUCUCCUAUUAACCAAUUGAUUGCAUGCCAGCGCUCUCCUUGAUGAGUAAAAUUGUCUGGCAUUAGAGUAAAAUAAUAAAGUAGGCACAUUGGGGGCACAAUGCAACUUGAUGGAUUAAAUCUUUUAAUGUGUUAACUUGCAUACUGCAAUCUUUUGUUCUGUGAUAAUUUAUAUUAUUAUAUUGAAGACUUCACCUGGUCUUUACUUUUUAUUUACAGUAGAUCAGAACUUGUAGUAAGUUUUAAGUAAUUUAAUAUUGAGCAGAUUUUUCAAUUGCCAUUACAGUAAUUAAUUUUCCAUCAUCAUUUAGUUUUUUACAAGAUUUUGUUAAAGAAAACUACAAUGAAAUUAACAUAAAUGACGGGGAUGAUGAUGGUGUUACUGCCGUGCACAUUGCUGCCGGACUAGAGAAAAAUAUAAUGCUCGAAUAUCUUCUCAAUCAUGGUUCUGCAAUUGAUAGCCAGACACAAGAAGGUCUUACACCAUUACACGUUGCAGCUAUGUGGGGUAGGAGUGAGCAAGUAGCCACACUGUUAAACCACAAAGCGGAUUGCUCAAUUGUGGAUAGCAACGGCUACAAUGCUGUGAUGCAUGCUGUUAACUCUCAAGAAGAUGGGAGUCAAACCUGCGUAGAUUUGAUUUUAUCGCAUCAAGAAAACCGUAACGGUUAUUCUAAAGAAAAUUUUGAAGAGUUGCUUACAGAGUUGUCUUCUGGCUUGAGCAGUCCUGGACAAGUUAGUUCCGCAGACUCAAACUCUCCGACUUUCUCGUAUUCGACAAUAACACGUCUUGCCUCUCUUACGAAUGUUGAAUGCUCUGAAUAUGGAACGAUGCAUGGUUAUGGUUCGGAUAUUUUAACAGAGUGCUCAACAUCUGAUGAUUUGAGCACAGAGGAGCAGAAGGAUGUUGAUGAGGUGACAGAUGACGAUACGUGCAUCUAUGAGACUGCAGACGAAGAGAUCGAAGAAGAUUUAAAGAAAGGAAAUCAGAAUCAUGGAAGUUUAGGGCGGAUGGAAUACGGAAGGGCAAAUAAAGGGAAUAUUCAAGGAGUCAAAGAAAAAGGUAUAGAAAUGGGAUCU